This is a messenger RNA of Leguminivora glycinivorella, 707 nucleotides long. RefSeq lists its product as uncharacterized. The coding region runs from base 1 to 693 and encodes 230 amino acids. The record is from RefSeq and is a predicted model, not a curated record. Lineage: Eukaryota; Metazoa; Arthropoda; Insecta; Lepidoptera; Tortricidae. The transcript has 5 exons.
AUGAUAUCCCAAACGUUCAAAAUACUCGUUCUCAUACUAAUAACGCCAGCGCUAUCCAAGAAAGUAAAGCUGGGCCCACACUGGGACCACCACGAGCGAACGUCGUGUUCAGAAUUCGGGCAGUACGCGCGGUUCAACCCCUACAGUAUCACCAAUGAGACGUGGAUGGUGUUCUACUACUGGGCCCCACAACCGGACAACUUCCUUUUCCAUUUUACUUUGCCUACAAAGGAAAAUUACACCUACCUCCACCAUUGCCUGGACGACACCGUAACCGUCCCCGUCAACUGGACGGCUAAACACGUCAUGCUCAGAAUAGGGGGUGACAUAUCUCUGUUGGUGGAGACAGGAGAUAGAGGGCAGUAUUUGAUGUACAACGUUAGGUCGAUGAUUGGCAUGUAUAACUCAGGAGGACUACAUACGCCAUUGGAGAUCCGUAUGAAACAGACAGGGGAUAACAAGAUCGUCGGCAUGAUGGUUUGCAAGAAAGAGAUAGUAUUUGCCUUGACGCGGGUAAACGAAGUGCCUCCCAGGAACGAACUACAGGAUGCUGCAAAUCGGCUCAACUAUCGGAGUCGAGGCGGCAAAUCUUACCUCUACCAAGGUCACCAUUGGAUGCCUAUCCCCGAAAUGGACGAGUCGGCCUACUGGGGAGAGAGACCAGACCAUUUUACGGCUGACACGAUAUGGUGAAAAAUAAAAAUAAU